AUGAGAACCGACGUUAGCAUCGCUGUGCUGCUUGCACUGGCGCAAGGAGUCUCGGCUCAGCAGGCGCCAUGGGGCCAAUGCGGCGGUGCUGGAUGGACAGGACCAACAACUUGCGUAGCGGGAUGGCAUUGCGAGAAGUCCAAUGAGUACAUCUCCGCAGCGGACUACGUCAAGGCCAUGAACCCGGGAUGGAACCUGGGAAACACGCUCGAUGCUAUUCCCAACGAGGGGUCGUGGAAUAACCCACCUGUAGUUGACAAGACUUUUGAUGAUGUGAAGGCUGCAGGCUUCAAGAGCGUUCGCAUACCGGUGUCGUACAGCGACCACUUCACCAGCGAUGCUCCUAACUACACGGUUGAUGCAACUUGGCUUCAACGUGUGUCCGAUGUAGUCGACAUGGCAACUGCCCGGGGGCUCUAUGUUCUGACCAACGUACAUCACGACUCCUGGAACUGGGCCGAUGUCACCAAAGCAAACACUGACGCGGACCUCAAAAUUUUGAAUGACAAGUUCUACAACCUCUGGCUCCAAAUCGGCCGCAAGCUUGCCUGUAAAUCUAACCUUGUUUCCUUCGAAUCCAUCAACGAGCCCCCUGCCACUACCGCCGAGCAUGGCGCCCGCAUAAACACCCUCAACCAGCUCUUUUUAAACGCCUUGUCCGACAGCGGUGGUUAUAACACCCGCCGAGUCGUGAACCUCGUCGGAGGAGGCAUGGAUGCAGCCAAGACAACGCAGUGGUUCAAACCCCCGGCGAUUAUCAAAAACCCUUGGGCGCUGCAGUACCACGUCUACAGCCCCUAUGACUUUAUCUUCUCGGCGUGGGGCAAAACGAUUUGGGGCUCUGACGCGGAUAAGUCGGCCAUGGCAACCGAGCUGGGCAUUGUGAGGGGAAACUACACGGAUGUACCGUUGAUUAUUGGAGAGUUUGACGCGAGCCCCUUGAACACGGAGCUCGCUGCUCGAUGGAAGUGGACGGAUUACUUGGUCCGCACGGCGGCGGGACUGAAUACCGCCGUUGUGAUUUGGGACAACGGGCUGGACCACCUCGACCGUGACGCGCAUGUCUGGCGCGACCCAACGUCGAUCAGCAUUCUUAACAACGCCGCCAAGGGGACCAAAAACUCGCUUCCAGAUAGCACCGUCGACGCUUCGGCGACGACGCAGUCCUCUUCGGCGUACGUUUUCAACAAAGUUGGGAGCACUCCCGGGGACCAGGCCCUCCCUUGGCUGUUCAACGGCAACACUCUCAAGACGAUCAAGUCCAACUCGGGUGCCACGCUGGUAGUCGACAAGGACUACACCGUCUCCUCGUCGGCCGUCACGAUUAAGGCCUUAUUCCUGGCGCAGUAUCUCACGCCCACAGCUGCACCUGGGAGCAAGGCGAAUCUGACGCUCACCUUCUCGGCCGGCGCGACGUCCCAGAUCGAGAUUGUCCAGUGGGACGUGCCGACGCUAGCUUCGACGAGUUCCAAGGCCGUUGCGGGCGCUGAUCUGAAUAUCCCAAUCACAUACAAGGGGGUAAAGAUACCCGCCGCCGUGAAGGCAUUGAGCAGCGACGGGGUGUAUCUUUUUGAUGAUUGGACGCAGUAUCUUGGACCGCUUCAACAAGCGCGUAUUACUUUCAACGGACAAUGGAAUUACGAUGGCGCCAAAGUGAUUUUGCCUGCGGCCACCGUCCAGGCCGUCAUCGCCUCUGGAAAGACGACAACAUUUACGUUCGAAUUUUACCCGCGUGUACCCGGGAAUAAUGUUAUGUACACUCUUAGCCCAUAG
This is a messenger RNA of Colletotrichum spaethianum, 1773 nucleotides long. RefSeq names its product endoglucanase B. Gene Ontology annotation, cellular component: cell surface; extracellular region. Gene Ontology annotation, biological process: glucan catabolic process. The transcript is spliced from 5 exons. Gene Ontology annotation, molecular function: cellulose binding; beta-glucosidase activity. Lineage: Eukaryota; Fungi; Ascomycota; Sordariomycetes; Glomerellales; Glomerellaceae. The record is from RefSeq and is a predicted model, not a curated record. The coding region runs from base 1 to 1773 and encodes 590 amino acids.